GUGACUGACCUUGUACACAUUUGGAUGUGAAUUCAGUUACCAUAUAUUCCUUGCACUGUAAAAUGCUAUCUUCAAGUAAUCCGGAUGAAGAAAAUUGUCGUAUAUGCAAUAUAAGUAUGAAAAAUUGGAAUGUGGAACGAAGAAAGCUUCAUAAAAAUUCAUGUUGUGAAACAGCAAUGAUAUACUGUCAUCGUUGUCCUGCAUGUCAUAAAGAAAUUGAAAGUCGAGUAUCCAGAACACACCUAAAACGAUGUGCUUCACGACUUAAGAUGGAUUUAUUCAGUUUUAUGGCUUUAUCAUGUCAAGAUCAACAUUUUAUCAGACCAGAAAGUGAAGAUAUUCAUACAGCUUAUGCAUUAUCACUGUCUAUGGAAGAAGAAGUGAAGCGAAGAAAAUCUGAGGCGAUUUUAGGUGAAAAAAUCCUGCCUACUGAUUUAGGCCCACCGGAACACUUACUUCUGUCAAGGGAAAAACGUGAAAAUAUAUUUGCACAAAAAUUGGAAUCAAUACUUUUAGAGGUUAAACAAAUUGAUAAACAAUCCAUCAAGAGAAAUUCCUCCAAACAUAGUCACAGAAGAAUGAGAUCCAAUCUUUGGCGUCUAGCUUCAACAGAGCUUAAUCUAAAUGAUGACAUCAGACAGUUAUACUAUGUUAAUCAAUUAGUCCCGCCAUUAAGUCCUAAAAUUGGGAAUUUAGGCUCAGAGAUAAUUUCAAUGUCACAAAUCCCUGGACGUGUUUCAAUACAUGCGACGCAUAAAUGUGAAUCUAAUACUGAUGAUAUUAGCAAUGAGUAUAAUAAUACCAGUAAAUGUGAAAAUGUCAUUACUUGGGUCAAGGAUGUAAAGAAGGAAGAUGAACAGAUAUCAUCAGAUGGAUGUAAUAAUAAAUCUCCUGAUGAACCUAAACAGUGCACAAAUGAAUAUUCUGUAUUAUCGGAUAAUUUAUUGUCUGAAAAUAAUAAAAAAGAUGAACGAAUAUCAUCAAGUGGAUGCAAUAAUAUCUCCCUUGAAAGUAGGAAACCCUGGACAAUAGAACAUUCUGUCAUAUUACGUAAUUUAUCGUCUGUAAACAAUAAAACUAAUUCAAGGUUAUUUCUCUCCAUGGUCGCCAAUGAACUGUGCUCAGAUAUGUGUCUAAUUUUGGAUAAUGGUGAUAUACUACCAGCUCAUAAAUUCAUUUUUGCUGCUUGGAGUUUAAAUGUGAAUUACUCACAGUCGGAUAUUUUACAAAUUCAUAAUGUUACAAAAAGCGAACUUAUCGAUCUACUCAACAUAUUAUACAGUGGUGAUCAGUCUAAUCUCAAUGUAGAAUACUUUAGCCAAGCUUCAGAAGGAAUUAAAACUAUUCUCACAAAUUGGGGUCUUAUACGUCUGAUGGAUAUCAAAAAGACUGAAGAUUUUUGCCCACCAUAUUCUCCAAGUGUAUCAGUCGAGUACAAAGUGGAAGAUGAUACUACAAGCAUCUAUAAUUCUCAUCACCACCUAUCACUUGGUAAAUCAGUACCCUCUCCAACGUCGACAUCUCCGAGGUUAUCUAUUUCACCAACUGUUAUACAAACAACAAAUAAUUCAUACAAUACUGUGAAGAAUCCUCUCCACUCUCCGCCUGCCAACAACCAGUUGAAUCAAGAGAUUCCGUCUACUGUGAUAAGAAACAGCUCUUCACCAACUAAUUUUAUCAGUUCCACUUCAAUUAAUCAUGAGGCUAGUGAAGAAGAGAAGUUUCAAUCACCUGUAUUACUGCCUACAAUAGUAUCUACAAUGAAGACUCCUGCAUUAUCUGCUCAACAAGAAAAUCUACACUCUUCUAAAGAUCCAGCUCAAUUCAGUCGUGAUUUAUUCUUUUCAUCAGAUGAUGAUGGAGAAAACAGCGACAGUGAUAUUCCUGAUAAUGGGAGGUGUGGUGAGAUGAACAGAGUGGAUGACAAUGAUACUAACAGUAUAGAUGUUGAAGAACAUCAUCGUUAUAUUCAGCAUGAAAUACCGAAAUCUCCUGAGGAGGAGGAAGAGGAAGAGAAGGUGAAGGAUGUGGAUGAUAAUAGUAAUCAAAAUGAAAAUAUUCAAUCUCCUACAGAUAUGGUUAUUGAUCUCAUACAGCCAGAAACAACAGGCGUUAACUGCUAUUCACCUAUGCAUAUCAUCAACAAUUCAUCCAUUGGGAAUGAAUCUUUGAAAAGGAAACAAUCUCCACUGAAUAGAUCGCCUCCUGUUACUAUGACAGUAGCAACAACAACUACUACUAAUGAUAGUAGUACUUCAAGACAUGUAUUCGAUUCAUGGUUAGACGAUGGAACCACUCCACCGCCAUUGAUGAAACGUUUACGUUUGUCUAAUGAUGAUAGGAUGAUUUCAAAUACUUCUACUUCUACUACUACUACUACUACUCCUACUACUGAUAUUACUUCUACGCGUAGUAUCGAUACUACUGUUGUCAGUAGUACCACAACUUCGAAUGUUUCUAUGAGAAAUUCUCUUCUCACGGAUUCAAUACUAAGCUAUUUUAGCACAGAUCUGCCUAUUGAUAAUAAUGAAUGCAACAGUGGUUCCAUUGGCGGAGAAAAUCAGACCGCUGCAUCCCCUAAAGCUACCUCUGCAAUGAAUCAGUUCUUCACGCCGGAGAGGAGGAAUCUAUCAGCGCCUAUCCAUCAUGAGUUGAUGAAUACACCACCAUUUACUCCACUGCCUAAAUAUGAAGAAAUGAUGACUCCAGAGUUGAAACGUGCUUUGUCUAAAUACGGUGUUAAACCACUACCACGGAAACGUGCUGUUCUACUUUUAAAAGAGAUAUACAAUCAACUGCAUCAAUACGAAGAAACUGACGCGAACCAGAGUGAAUCGACACGUAAUAAUGAAGUUGGAAUCGUUUCAAACCAUAAAGUUGACAGAGAUCCUCCUACCCUCGGAGGAGGCAGCAGUUGUAGUAGUAACAAUAGUAGUAAUAAUAAUAAUAAACGCAAUACUAAGUCAAAUAAUUCAAAAUCAACUAGACAUCAAAACGUUUCAUCUUCUGUUCGUGGUGAUGUUAUUUCCUCAGUAUCCAAUAGUAUUAGUACUAAUACUAAUAGUCAUUAUUAUCAACAGACGACGACGUCGCAGUCCCAGUCAUCCACCUCACCGAUAAUGAGGGCAGAGAUAACUACAAGCACUGCAACAGUAAGAACAACAGUAACUACUACUACGACUAAUUCUACAACUUUAUCCUCUUCCUCAACUCAUCUCGACCAUCAACACCGCCACCACAGCAAUAAUAGCAACACAGAGUAUUGCUCAUAUAAUGAUGAAACUAUUGCUGUUCUUCAACAGAUGUCUAUCUUAGAUAAUGCUGAAGACGAGGAGAAAGAAGAAGAAGAAGAAGGCGAGAUUGAAAACGGUUGUAAUAAAAAGCAACAAAGUCAUAAGGAUAAGAAUGCUAUACAACAAACUGUGUUGAAUUAUUUGAAGAAUGAUGCCAAUUUAUAUAUGAAUAUAUUAACAUAUACGGUAAUUAGAUAUUUUUUAUAUAUAGUGAGUAACGUCCAUUUCUAUUUUAGCCAUUAGAAUUUGAUAUUGUACAUAAUAUGCUUAAAUCAGCUGGUAUAAUAAUUGGUCAACAGAAAUUAAUGAAUCUUUUAGAUGAUCAGUGUAUAACAUUCACUCUACGGAAUCGUGUUAAGCAUCAUAAUACCGCUGGUGCUAGUGCUGGUAAUUCAAGGAAUAAACGAUCAGUCAAUCCAAACAGAAAAGUAUCAUCGAAUCAACGGAGACAUCAAACUUAUCAUAAAACCUAAUAUUAAUAUCUUUCUAUAGAAAUAUUAAUACUGACUAUUGAAAUCUUUCGUCCACAUGAGAAGUAUGAUAUCUAACGAUAAUUUGUAUUUUUGUAUAUUUAUUGAUUUAUUUCCUUCAUUAUUUCAUUAUCUGUAAAUAUGAAUAAAGUUAACUGAAAAACACAAC
This is a messenger RNA of Trichobilharzia regenti, 3932 nucleotides long. NCBI's taxonomy places the organism in Eukaryota, Metazoa, Platyhelminthes, Trematoda, Strigeidida, Schistosomatidae. The record is from the annotation of a GenBank genome assembly.